Molecule: messenger RNA, 560 nt
Organism: Drosophila rhopaloa
Lineage: Eukaryota; Metazoa; Arthropoda; Insecta; Diptera; Drosophilidae
Product: vitelline membrane protein Vm26Ab
Exons: 2
Coding region: 35-274 (79 amino acids)
Source: RefSeq, a predicted model, not a curated record
ACCAACCGUUCACAACCAACCAAAACCAAUCAACAUGUUCAAAUACUUCGCUCUGUGCCUGUUCGCCAUCGUGGCUUGUGUGGCUGCCAAGCCGGCGGUGAUCGCCGCUCCCCUGGCCUACAGUGCCUACUCCUCGCCCUAUGUGGCAGCAGCUCCUUACUCGGCUGCCUACACCGCUGCCUACACUGCCCCCGUGGCAGCCGCCUACUCCGCCUACUCGUAUCCCUAUGCCUCCGCCUACUCCGCCUACCCCUAUGCCGCCUACUACCGUUAAAAUUGGAAUGAUUGAGGACCCGUAAAACCCUGACUGCUCAACCCGACCUGAAAAAAUCAUCUAUUACAACAAGGAUACUUCCCUAUUAGAAAAGAUCUAAACAACUUACUACACCCCAGUGCUAUACACCUAUGUACAUCUACAUCCCUGGUAUUAGUUGGGCGGAUUCUAUACUUCACCCACCUCUGCCGACUGCUGAAAGUUAAGUCACGGGAACAGGACACACCAAUGUAAAAGGAAUACUAUUGUUGAAAUAAAUAAUGCAUUUUGCGUGAAUCGUAAUGAA